GCGUCAUACGCUGUUGGCGGUGGUCUUGUUGGCGGUGGUCUUGUCGGUGGUGGUCUUGUCGGUGGUGCUGAAGUACUCUCAGGCGGUGCUGUACUUGGUGGUGAUGCUGCUUUCGUCUCUGGUGGAGCAGCCUUAGAUUCAUCAGCUGCAGCAAUCCAUCAAGUUAACUAUGCUACUGAUGCUCAAGGUCUCUUCCGAGAUCCAAACCCACAUAUCAUCCGUCGUCCAGCUCCUGGUGGUGUACAAACAUAUACACAACACGUUCAUGUUCGAUUCCUUCAACCUCCACCUGUUCCACCUCCAGGCCCACUCAUCAUCAGAGAAGUGCGCCCACCUCAACCAGCUGUUCCACCACCACUUCGCGUUCGUCAAGUAGCUCCACCUCUUCCUCCACCACCUCCACUUGUUCUUCGUGAAAGACCACCAAUACCACCACCAGUGAUUGCAUCCCAAACGGUUAUUCGUCGUCUGGCCGGUUUACCAGUUCCACCACGAUCAGUUAUCCUUGAACGUCUUCCACCUGCUCCACCACGACCACGUGACAUCAUCAUUGAACGUUGGAUUCAAUAUGGACCUCAAGCUAGACGACGUACCAUUCUUCAACGUGCUGCUCUUCCACCACCAUAUCCAGCUCCACGAAAUGUUAUCAUCCAAUAUGACCAAGCUCAAGUUCGCGUUCUCCGUCAAUUCCACCGUGCUGGUGUUGUUCAAGCUAGCCCAGCUGCUUACGUUCAAACAUAUGGUGCUCAUCUUCUUGAUGCUGCUGCACUUGUUGCCCAAGCUCGUGCUGCUGGUGUUGUUGAAGAUAUCUCAGCUCCUGGUUAUGUUGGCUAUAGUGCUGCCGCAUAUGGUCAAGAAGCAUGGGGUGCUUCAGCAGGUUUAGUUGGUGGUGGUGCUGGCCUUGUUGCUGGAGGUGCUCAAGUUGUUGAUGCUGGUCUUGCCAUCGGUGGUGGACUCAGUUCAUCAUCAUUAUACGAAUCAUCAGGCCUCGCAGUAGGUGGUGCUGGCGGUUUAAGAGGCGGUCUCGUUGCCGGUGGUCUUGGUGCUGGUCAUGGUGCAUCAUGGAGAUCAUCUGGCUACAGAACUGGUGGUGCUGCUGGAGCUGAUGCUGCUUUCCUUGCUGCUGAUUCCAAUCUUAAUGGUACACUUGACAAAGGAGAAUUCCGUAAUUUCCUUGCUCAAAAUCUUUAA
This is a messenger RNA of Rotaria sordida, 1191 nucleotides long. The record is from the annotation of a GenBank genome assembly. NCBI's taxonomy places the organism in Eukaryota, Metazoa, Rotifera, Eurotatoria, Philodinida, Philodinidae.